UCACAGGGGGGCACCCUCAGAGAAUGAGAGGCUCCCGAGGCACGAACUUCCCGGCCUCAUCCCCCCAACGCCCCCUCUGAUACAGCCAAUGCCACCGGCCCUUCCUCCUGGGCCGCCGCAGACACGCAGAACCGAGCGAGCUAGGCACACUGACAGCCGCGCACGAAUCCAUUGCUCCACUCGGCCAGUGCCGUGCUUGUCCCACCCGCCCCUCUGGUUGAUGAGCUCGGCCAAGCGACGGAUGAAGCCGUCAGCCUCCCUCCCGUAGACGCCGUCACACGUCACGAUGAAUGCCGUGAAGUCCAUGCGGUUGAGCCGACACACGUCAAGGUGGUGGUCUUUCUUGAGCUUCUCCCUCUCGCGGGUGAUCGCGCCGGUGGUCUUGCCCUGGUUGCAGCGAGCGUGUGCGCACACCUUUGUGAGCAU
Molecule: messenger RNA, 426 nt
Organism: Vitrella brassicaformis
Lineage: Eukaryota; Vitrellaceae
Source: the annotation of a GenBank genome assembly